AUGAAGGUAGUUCUUGGAUGUAGAUUUUAUUCGAACCAAUCAGACAAUGAUAAUUCUGGAAAACUAAUUCAGUUGGUUGUUACAUCACUGCGAGUUGACCGUGUUGCAGCUUCAGGACUGGGUAUAGCAAGAAGGUGGAACGAGUUUUUCUAUUUCUUCACUUUAUAGUGCAUGGUGGCUUAUACUUGAAAUGCCCAUCCAACAGAAAGGUCGAGCAUGAGAUACCCCUCCUGUUAAUUGCUCUCUACUAUCCAAAACUAACUACACACCCAAGGGACUUCAUCAACAAGAAUACCCCAGAAUAUUAUGCCUAAGUUAUAUGGAUAGACAGAAUAAUCUUAACUCUCAAAUAAGUAUCAUCCAGUAUUAAAGCGAGGUUUUAACUCGGCAAGCUAACAAUUGGUCCGAGUUCAUGGUCUCAUGUCUAUUAUUAGAUCAGUGGUCUCAUCCCACACUUAAACACUUUAACAAUUAAAAUAACCCACACUUUCACACACAAAUGUAGACUGCUAUACUGAUCAAUAGAACAUAACUUUUCAGUGACAUAAAUUAUUUUUCAUUAAUACAUGUGAAAGGAAAAUUGAUCACUCCCUUCUUGCUGGAAAAAUCUUUCUCAAUGAAGAGCAAGUCACAAAGAAAAGUCAACAAGUAAGUUCAGUCAUGUCAAUGGGUUGAUCUAGCAGUUGGGCAAAUUAGUUCCAAGCCAGUAUAUAUAUAUACAGGCUUUAACCUCUUUCGUCAGUCAAAGCUAUUUAAUACACGUCAUCAAGAAUACUCCAUUUUCUAAAUGAAUGUUGGUGUGAAGUGCUGUUACAAGAGGAUCUGCCCCACCACCCUUGACCUCCUACAAGUAAAAUGUGUUUUUUAUUGAAGGUAGUUGAAGGAGACAUUAUCAAGAGAAUAUCCGAAACUCAGCCAAGCAAAGACAAAAUAAAAUUCGGACAAGUAAAAGUUGUGAGCAUUGGAGAUCUCACAAAGAAAGGAAAUUAUCGUGUUGACUUAUUAAGAAACAAAUCAUUAUCUUUACCAGUUCAGUUGUUUUGGAAUAACCAUAAAAGUAGGAGGUAGUGGUUCCUCUUGUUGGAUGUUAGAUGGAUGUGUUAAGCCUGAUGCACACAAGAGUUCUUGGCUGAGCUAACUGCUACAAGAGACCAAACAUGAUCAAUUUUGUUUCACCAUAGCCUCCACUCCACAGGGCUAG
Paramuricea clavata is the source of this 1201-nucleotide messenger RNA. NCBI's taxonomy places the organism in Eukaryota, Metazoa, Cnidaria, Anthozoa, Malacalcyonacea, Plexauridae. The record is from the annotation of a GenBank genome assembly.